Molecule: messenger RNA, 2361 nt
Organism: Silurus meridionalis
Lineage: Eukaryota; Metazoa; Chordata; Actinopteri; Siluriformes; Siluridae
Gene: lratd2b
Product: LRAT domain containing 2b
Exons: 2
Coding region: 330-1337 (335 amino acids)
Source: RefSeq, a predicted model, not a curated record
GGAUUUUAAAGCCUUGGUGUCAUAAUGGUGGUAUUUAAAGGUGGAUCGAUUCAGGAAGGACACCACUGAAGGCCUAUGUGUGAAAUGCAUGGCCCGUCACUGCUGAGAUAGAAUGAUGAAAAAACAUUGAGAGGAACCAGACUCAAAAGGGAAUCCAUUUCUCAUCUGAGUAAGAACGAAUGUCCAUUCAUUACACUCUUAUCAUUGUUGAAUGAGUAAGAGAACAUGUGUGGAAUAUGAGUGCAGGUUGUGUGUUAGUGUGAAGACUGGUGAGUGGUGCACUGUGUCUUUAAAUGGCAGCUCUGUGGAGUUAGUGGAUAUUUAGUCCGAUGAGGUCGCACCAAACCGUCACAACGCAGAGCAGCAGCUCGUCUGUGUACUCCGUGUUCACUCACAGGAAGUUCUGCAAACAAAUCCGGACUAAACUUUUACACACUUUUUUUCUACUUUUUGAACAUUUCCGGAUCGUCUACACAACCAGCACUGGAGUACUUCAGCGUUUGACUUCCACGCCGUCUCGCCUGUUCGUGGGACUCGAGAGUGCGAUGGGGAAUCAGGUGGAAAAAUUUACCCACUUAAGUUACGACGAAGUUCCGACCGUGGACCCGAACGGCUACGAGGACGACGAGGGCCCGCGGAUCGGCGUCUCGUACAUUUUCUCUAACGACGACGAGGACGAGGAAGAGGAGCCCCCUGCGGAGAACGGCGAGGGCGGCGUGCGCGAAGUGGAGUGCGCGGUGUUCUACCGGGACGAGUGCGUUUACGAGCGGAAGGGCGCGGACGCGGCGCCGCUGCAGUCGUGCGAGAACUUGGCGGACAGGUGUAAACCGGGCGACCUGUUGGAGUUCGUGGCGGCCGGCCAGUAUCCUCACUGGGCGGUGUACACGGGCGACUUCCAGGUGGUGCACUUGCAAGGCGGCGAGAUUAAAACGGACCACCUGUACGACGCGGGUCGAGGCAGACGCGGGCGCGUCGUGAACGACUUGUACCGAUUCCGCGCGCUGCAUCCGGACGUCGUGGUGAAGAACGCGCUCGACCAGGCCGGCGGGAAGGACGGCGCCGUGUGCUGGAGGAACUCCGAGUGCUUCGCUGCGUGGUGCCGCUUCGGCAAGCGCGAGUUUAAGACGGGAGGAGAGCUGCGCAUCGGUAAGCAGCCGUACAGGAUGAAAUUACAGCUGUCGGAAAAGAGGAGCCACGACCUCGAGUUCCAGAGUCUGGAAGAUCUGAUCACGGAGAAGCGCAGGAACGAUCAGAUCGGCCGAGACGCCGUGAUCCAAGAACUGGCGAAUCAUCUGAACUCCAGUGAAGAGGUCAACAGCGAUUGCAGUUGUGAUUGAGUAGUAAAAUAUGCUUUGUUUUUGGACUAUAACCAGAUGACCAAACUUUAAAACCUCUAGAAAUCCACACAUGAUUGCAAUAACCUAUAUGAUUCACGAUGAAUAAGAAGAUAUUGAUGGUCAAGGUCAGACCAGUGGAUUUUGCAUGGUUCAGGGUCGGCUGGUAACCAGAGAUAAGAGAAAAGUAAGGACCGAAGCAAUAUGGACAGCUUUUAUAAAGUCGAAAACUUUAUUCACAAUGAUAGAUAUGAAUUUGUUUACCGUGGCAGUGAUGGUCUCCUUCCUUGCUCUGAAACGAUACACCAAAGUUACAGAUUCCUGUAAGGUCCAGUAGUGUUUGAGUCCUGUUUUCUGUGUUCUGUCUUCUCUGUGUGAGCACAUCCACCACAUGGCACAUUACUGUGGUUUAGUAAAACAUGUGUUUACAUUCACUACAUUACGACACAAAUCAUAGCUGUGUUCCUCAAGAUCAUUCAAAGUGCACCCGGUUGACCGGUAACCUUCUUCAUAGAAGUUGUAUUACAAAAACAGCACUGUAUUUUGUUCCCCACGAUUAAUUUGUUGUAUCAAAACCAGUACUUUCAGGUGAACAGACACUACGUGUAAGCUACCUGUUGCUCAUGCUGUCAUGGCUUAAAUGACCUGUGUCAUAUUUUUUAAAUAUAAAUAAUCAUGGAAAUAAAUAUUUUCAAUAACCGUUUUGUAAAUGUAGAUUAUAUAGUGCACACGUAUCCACUCCUGGCCUCACCUGAACACAAUAUUCACCUGAGAUCCUAUUUAAAUAUUAAUUCGUGCACAGUGUUUACGGGUAUUUGUUGGAAUCGAUGCAGUUUGAAAUGUGUUUUGUUACAUCAGGAAGUCUUAUGGACCAGCCUCCUUUUUAUAUGUAGCAUUUCGAACAUUUCAAGGGGAGAUAAAAACAUUUUAUAGUCUGCGACCCCUAACUGUUCACUCCACUGACUCUCAUAGUACAGGUUUAUUUUAAGCCAACAAUUGACAAUAAAAAUCCUGAUUUAAAUGUGCA